GCUUCUCUACGACCAGCUCAUAUAUGAGGCGCUCCAUGGUCAGCUUCCAAACGCCACGAUCAUAGAGAUUGCACGGCGCACGGACUGCAUGCGGAUCGCCGCGGUGCCCAGUUUCACGGCUUCAUUACGACCGUACGCCUCAUACUGGGAUCAUGCCGUGGAUCAUCAGAUGGAGCGAGUUUUGGACGAGCAGCUCGCAGCAGUCAGCGCGGACACGGUCGUCAUCAAUAGUGCCGACGAGCUUGCGAGACGCAUCCAUCCGAGGGCCAAACUCAAUGCCGCUGUCAUGUGGAUGUUUGCGGAGCGCUGCACAUUCUCUGCUACAGAGCCGACAUCGGGUGCUGAGACGGAGGCUCAAUGA
This is a messenger RNA of Prorocentrum cordatum, 361 nucleotides long. The record is from the annotation of a GenBank genome assembly. Lineage: Eukaryota; Dinophyceae; Prorocentrales; Prorocentraceae.